Molecule: messenger RNA, 555 nt
Organism: Penicillium maclennaniae
Lineage: Eukaryota; Fungi; Ascomycota; Eurotiomycetes; Eurotiales; Aspergillaceae
Product: putative phosphoglycerate mutase family protein
Exons: 3
Coding region: 1-555 (184 amino acids)
Source: RefSeq, a predicted model, not a curated record
AUGUUGCUCCGUUCGUCAUUUCUGUUGCUAUGCUCGCUGGCCGCCGCAUCUGCAAGAGCGCCUCCGGUUGUUUACUUGAUCCGUCAUGGUGAGAAACCUGCAGACCCCGAUGAUCAUGGUCUCACACCAGACGGAUGGCGACGAGCGGAGUGUCUUCGUCACGUAUUUGGAGCCGACUCGGAAUACAAUAUUGGACAUAUCAUGGCACCUACCGUGAAGUGGAACGGUGAUCACCGACGACCAUAUGAAACCGUUGCCCCUCUGGCGCAUGAUCUGGGCAUCGAUAUCGACGAUCAUUGUACUCGGAAGGACCCCCAGUGUGUGGUUGAUACGAUCCGAUCCUACGAUGGGCCCGGCAACCUGUUGAUUUCUUGGCGGCAUUCUAAUUUACACAUAAUCCAGGAGCUGCUGGGUUUUGAACAUCACGUCGAAUACCCCGAAGAUCGGUUCGACCUAAUUUGGACUAUUCCACACCCUUAUGAUGAAAUCACAGAAAUCUACUCCGAGCAGUGUCCUGGGUUGGAUGUACGGCCGAGAUUGGUGGCUCAGCUUUGA